AUGGAAUGGAUGACGGUUUUUUGGCAAAGAUCCCUUUCAAUCUAAGAAUAGGUGUCACACGUUGAUAUAUGGACGAUGACUCAUUCUUCUCCAACUUUAACGUUGAGCAGAGCGAAUAUCCAGGAAAAGCGGCAGCGUAUGGAGAUAUACUUUGAUAGGGAGACACAUCUGAAUCUCUACGGUCUGCAGUGCUUCCGUCACUUGUCGCCAAUAUACCGCUAUCGAGCGAAUUCGCCGAUUUUUGCGGAUAAACAGGUUCUUCUUGCUUUGAUGUUGUAUUGCAAACACCAGUGACACUUAUUACGAGCCCUGACAGCUGCUUGGCAAUGCUAGUGCUAACAGAGAUGUCCUCAACUGCAGAUUGCUGUAUUUGGUAGUAGAGAGGACUCCUAGCUUCGUACACCAACUCGUCAUCAAUCACGGAAGAUGCAAUCGGAACUCGUGGUUUACUGUGAUCCCGUUUAGGCGAGGUAG
Messenger RNA from Haemonchus placei, 474 nucleotides. NCBI's taxonomy places the organism in Eukaryota, Metazoa, Nematoda, Chromadorea, Rhabditida, Trichostrongylidae. The record is from the annotation of a GenBank genome assembly.